Molecule: messenger RNA, 4762 nt
Organism: Perognathus longimembris pacificus (Pacific pocket mouse)
Lineage: Eukaryota; Metazoa; Chordata; Mammalia; Rodentia; Heteromyidae
Gene: Slit3
Product: slit guidance ligand 3
Biological process (GO): negative chemotaxis; axon guidance
Molecular function (GO): Roundabout binding; calcium ion binding; heparin binding
Source: RefSeq, a predicted model, not a curated record
AUGGAGGUGUCUGGCUCCCGGCGUGCGCAGACGCGGACGCAGGACGGCGCGUGGACGGCCGGUUCUGGGCCUCGGUCUCGGGGGAGACGAGAUGGGUUCCGACGGCUGUCCGCAGCUCGCAGCUCCAGUGGGGACCUGGACAGGAACAACAUCACCAGGAUCACCAAGACAGACUUCGCCGGGCUCAAGAACCUCCGAGUCCUGCAUCUGGAGGAGAACCAGGUCAGCGUCAUCGAGAGAGGCGCCUUCCAGGACCUGAAGCAGCUGGAGCGACUGCGCCUGAACAAGAAUAAACUCCAGGUGCUUCCAGAACUGCUGUUCCAGAGCACGCCGAAGCUCGCCAGACUAGACCUGAGCGAGAACCAGAUCCAGGGCGUCCCCCGGAAGGCGUUCAGGGGCCUCGCCGACAUCAAGAACCUGCAACUGGACAACAACCGGAUCAGCUGCAUCGAGGACGGAGCCUUCCGGGCGCUGCGGGACCUGGAGAUCCUCACUCUCAACAACAACAACAUCAGCCGCAUCCUGGUCACCAGCUUCAACCAUAUGCCCAAGAUCCGGACUCUGCGCCUCCACUCCAACAACCUGCACUGCGACUGCCACCUGGCCUGGCUGUCGGACUGGCUGCGCCAGCGAAGGACGGUGGGCCAGUUCACCCUGUGCAUGGCGCCCGUGCACCUGCGAGGCUUCAACGUGGCCGACGUGCAGAAGAAGGAGUUCGUGUGUCCAGGCGCCCCCUCGGAGGCCCCGACCUGCAGCGCCAGCUCCCUCUCCUGCCCGUCCGCCUGCACCUGCAGUAACAACGUGGUGGACUGUCGGGGCAAAGGCCUGACCGAGAUCCCCACGCCCCUGCCCGACGGCGUCGUGGAAAUACGCCUGGAACAGAACGCCAUCAAGUCCGUCCCCGCGGGAGCCUUCACCCAGUACAAGAAGCUGAAGCGCAUAGACAUGAGCAAGAACCAGAUCUCCGACAUCGCUCCCGACGCCUUCCAGGGCCUCAAGUCCCUCAUGUCACUGGUGCUCUACGGGAACAAGAUCGCCGAGAUCCCCAAGGGGCUGUUCGACGGGCUGGUGUCCCUGCAGCUGCUCCUCCUGAACGCCAACAAGAUCAACUGCCUGCGGGUGAACGCCUUCCAGGACCUGCAGAGCCUGCGCCUGCUCUCGCUCUACGACAACAAGCUGCAGACCCUCAGCAAGGGGCUCUUCGCGCCGCUGCAGGCCAUCCAGACGCUCCACUUAGCGCAGAACCCCUUCGUGUGCGACUGCCAUGUGCGGUGGCUGGCCGAGUUCCUGCAGGACAACCCCGUGGAGACGAGCGGGGCGCGCUGCGCCAGCCCCCGCCGCCUGGCCAACAAGCGCAUCAGCCAGGUCAAGAGCAAGAAGCUCCGCUGCUCAGGCUCCGAGGACCUCCGCAGCCGGCUCGGCAGCCCGUGCUUCAUGGACCUGGUGUGUCCCGAGAAGUGUCGCUGCGAGGGCACCGUGGUGGACUGCGCCGGCCAGAAGCUGACCCGCGUCCCCAGCCACCUCCCGGAGUACGUCACCGACCUAAGGCUCCACGACAACGAGAUCUCGGUUCUGGAAGCCACGGGCGUCUUCAAGAAGCUGCCCCACCUCCGGAAGAUAAACCUGAGCAACAACAAGAUCCGGGAGGUGCGGGAGGGCGCCUUCGACGGGGCGGCGGGCGUGCUGGAGCUCGUGCUGACCGGGAACCUGCUGCAGACGGUGCAGGGACGCGCCUUCCGCGGGCUCGGCGGGCUCAGGACCCUGAUACUGAGGAACAACCUGAUCAGCUGCGUGGGCAACGACACCUUUGCCGGGCUGAGCUCCGUGCGGCUGCUCUCCCUCUACGACAACCGCAUCGCCACCAUCACCCCCGGGGCCUUCACCACGCUCGUCUCCCUGUCCACCAUCAACCUCCUGUCCAACCCCUUCAACUGCAACUGCCACCUGGCCUGGCUGGGGCGCUGGCUGAGGCGGCGGCGCGUGGUGAGCGGGAACCCGCGCUGCCAGAAGCCGCCCUUCCUCCGGGAGAUCCCCAUCCAGGACGUGGCCGCCCAGGACUUCACCUGCGACGGCAACGGGGAGAGCAGCUGCCAGCCGAGCCCCCGCUGCCCGGAGCCCUGCACCUGCGUGGACACCGUGGUGCGGUGCAGCCACAGGGGGCUGCGUGCCCUGCCCGGGGGCCUGCCCAGGGACGUCACGGAGCUGUACCUGGAGGGAAACCACUUGACCACGGUGCCCAAGGAGCUGGCUGCCCUCCGCCACCUGACACUCAUCGACCUGAGCAACAACAGCAUCAGCGUGCUGACCAACUACACCUUCAGCAACAUGACCCACCUGUCUACCCUCAUCCUGAGCUACAACCGGCUGCGGUGCGUCCCGGCCCACGCCUUCCACGGCCUGCGGUCUCUGCGCGUUCUGACCCUCCACGGCAACGACAUCUCCAGCGUCCCCGAGGGCUCCUUCCGCGACCUGACGUCCCUGUCCCACCUGGCGCUGGGGACCAACCCUCUGCACUGCGACUGCAGGCUGCGCUGGCUCUCCGAGUGGGUGAAGGCCGGGUACAAGGAGCCCGGCAUCGCCCGCUGCCGCAGCCCCGAGCCCAUGGCCGACCGCCUCCUGCUCACCACCCCGGCGCACCGCUUCCAGUGCAGGGGCCCCGUGGACGUCAGCAUUGCCGCCAAGUGCAACGCCUGCCUCUCCAGCCCCUGCCAGAACAACGGCACGUGCAGCCAGCACGCGGGGGACGGCUUCCGCUGCACCUGCCGCCCGGGCUACGAGGGCGAGGACUGCGCGGUGCCCAUCAACCCCUGCAUCCAGAACCCCUGCCGGCACGGAGGCACCUGCCACCUCAGCCAGGCCCACCCCACGGGGUUCAGCUGCUCCUGUCCCCUGGGCUUCGAGGGGGAGCAGUGCGAGAUCAACCCGGACGACUGCGACGACAACGACUGUGAGAACAACGCCACCUGCGUGGACGGCGUCAACAACUACGCGUGCGUGUGCCCGCCCAACUACACAGGGGAGCUGUGUGACGAGGUGAUCGACCACUGUGCGCCUGAGAUGAACGCCUGUCAGCACGAGGCCAAGUGCGUGUCCCUGGACAAGGGGUUCAGGUGUGACUGCGCGCCCGGCUACAGCGGGAAGUUCUGCGAGACGGACGACGAUGACUGUGUGGAUCACAAGUGCCGCCACGGGGCCCCGUGCGUGGACGCGGUGGACGGCUACACGUGCCUCUGCCCCCAGGGCUUCAGCGGGCCCCGGUGCGAGCACCCCCCGCCCAUGGUCCUGCUGCAGACCAGCCCCUGCGACCAGCACGAGUGUCAGAACGGGGCCCAGUGCAUCGUGGUGCAGCAGGAGCCCGCCUGCCGCUGCCCGCCGGGCUUCGCGGGGCCCCGCUGCGAGAAGCUCGUCACCGUCAACUUCGUGGGCAAGGACUCGUACGUGGAGCUGGCCACCGCCAAGGUGCGGCCCCAGGCCAACAUCUCCCUGCAGGUGGCCACGGACAAAGACAACGGGAUCCUCCUCUACAAGGGGGACAACGACCCCCUGGCGCUGGAGCUGUACCAGGGCCACGUGAGGCUGGUGUACGACACCCUGAGCUCCCCGCCCACCACGGUGUACAGCGUGGAGACCGUGAACGACGGACAGUUCCACAGCGUGGAGCUGGUGAUGCUGAACCAGACCUUGAACCUGGUGGUGGACAAGGGCGCCCCCAAGAGCCUGGGGAAGCUGCAGAAGCCGCCCGCGGUGGGCGCCAGCAGCCCCCUCUACCUGGGAGGCAUCCCCACCUCCACGGGGCUCUCGGCCCUGCGCCAGGGCACGGAGCGGCCGCGCGGGGGCUUCCACGGCUGCAUCCACGAGGUCCGCAUCAACAACGAGCUGCAGGACUUCAAGGCCCUCCCGCCGCAGGCCCUGGGCGUCUCCCCCGGCUGCAAGUCCUGCUCCGUGUGCAAGCACGGCCUGUGCCACGCGCUGGAGAAGGACAGCGUCGUGUGCGAGUGCCACCCGGGCUGGGCCGGCCCGCUCUGCGACCAGGAGGCCCGCGACCCCUGCCUCGGCCACAGCUGCAGCCACGGCAAGUGUGUGGCCACGGGCCGCUCCUACGUGUGCAAGUGUGCCGAGGGCUACGGAGGGCCCCUGUGUGACCACAAGAACAACUCCGCCAGCGCCUGCUCGGCCCUCAAGUGCCACCACGGGCAGUGCCACGUGUCACGUGACGGGGAGCCGCACUGCGUGUGCCAGCCCGGCUUCAGCGGGGAGCACUGCGAGCAGGAGAGCCCAUGUGUGGGCGAGGUGGUCCGCGAGGCGGUGCGCAGGCAGAAGGGCCACGUGUGGUGUACCACGGCCUCCAAGGUGCCGGUGCUGGAGUGCCGGGGGGGCUGUGGGCCCCGGUGCUGCGGGCCGGUGCGCAGCAAGCGGCGCAAGUACGUGUUCCAGUGUCCGGACGGCUCGUCGUUCGUGGAGGAGGUGGAGAGGCACCUGGACUGCGGCUGCCGGCCCUGCUCGUGAGCCCGGCCCCGGCCCCGAGAGCCCCAGACAGGACGCGAGACGAAGAGAGUAUUAAGUAUAUUGUAAAAUAAACAAAAAAUAGAACUUAUUUUUAUUAUGGAAAGUGACUAUUUUCCUCUUUUAUUAUAUAAAUCUGUCACACCGUCUGAGUGUAUGGACCCUCCAGUGCGUUGUACCCCGGUUUUGUGUUGUGCUGUGUAUUUGUUGUGUUUUGAUAAAGACAAGACAGACUAAUAAAACAUGUUGAAAACAAAAG